CCUGCCUCUCUCUCCCUCUCACUGGCACCUUUGCUCCACUUCUCGCCGAGGAGGCGCACACUCAGUUUCUCGCUAUCCUCCCUCGCAGCUCACAAAAAGGGGCCGGGUCACACGCAGAAGGGGGAAGAGGAAAGGCAAAACAUUUUUUGACAGGAUGAACAACACUUUCCUAAACAUGGCGUCGAUAGGCGACUUCGACCCGCUCAACGCGUCUAUUCCUGCCACCAAAGUUGAAAUCACAGUGUCUUGCAGAAACCUGCUGGACAGGGACACCUUCUCCAAAUCAGACCCAAUUUGUGUUCUCUACACACAAGGCAUGGGCAACAAGGAGUGGCGAGAGUUUGGGAGAACAGAGGUGAUAGACAACACGCUAAACCCAGACUUUGUGCGGAAAUUCAUUUUGGACUACUUCUUUGAAGAGCGACAGAACCUCCGAUUUGACUUGUAUGAUGUUGACUCGAAGAGCGCCAACCUGUCAAAACAUGAUUUUCUGGGCCAGGCCUACUGUACUCUCGGAGAGGUGGUUGGAUCAUUGGGCAGUCGCUCGGAAAAAGCUCUUGGAGGCAUCCAAGGCAAGAAUUGCGGGACCAUUAUUGUGAAAGCUGAGGAGCUAAACAACUGCAGGGAAUCAGUAAUGAUGCAGUUCUGUGGGAACAAGUUGGACAAAAAGGAUUUCUUCGGCAAGUCCGAUCCCUUCCUGGUCUUCUACAGGAGCAAUGAGGAUGGCACGUUUACCAUCUGCCACAAGACAGAGGUGGUGAAGAAUACAUUGAACCCAGUAUGGCAGGCCUUUAAGAUCUCUGUUCGAGCUCUUUGCAACGGUGAUUACGACAGAACAAUCAAGGUUGAGGUGUACGACUGGGACAGAGAUGGCAGUCAUGACUUUAUCGGAGAAUUCAGCACCAGCUACAGAGAACUAUCCAGAGGGCAGAGCCAGUUCAAUGUCUAUGAGGUGAUAAAUCCAAAGAAGAAAGGGAGGAAGAAAAAAUACCUCAACUCUGGAACGGUAACGCUGCUGUCAUUCCUGGUGGACAUUGACGUCACCUUCCUGGACUACAUCAAAGGAGGGACCCAGAUUAACUUCACCGUGGCCAUUGAUUUCACAGCUUCCAAUGGUAACCCAGCCCAGCCCACCUCUCUCCACUACAUGAGUCCCUACCAGCUGAAUGCUUACGCUAUGGCCCUGAAGGCAGUAGGAGAAAUCAUCCAGGACUAUGACAGCGAUAAGAUGUUUCCCGCGCUGGGGUUCGGAGCCAAGCUGCCACCCGACGGACGGAUCUCCCACGAGUUUGCCUUGAAUGGAAACCCUCAGAACCCCUACUGUACAGGUAUCGACGGUGUGAUGGAAGCCUACUACCAGAGUCUGAAGUCGGUUCAGCUCUAUGGACCCACCAACUUUUCCCCUGUCAUCAACCAUGUGGCCAGGUAUGCAGCUUCGGUGAAGGAUGGCUCCCAGUACUUUGUGCUCCUCAUCAUCACAGAUGGCGUCAUCUCAGACAUGGCCCAGACAAAAGAGUCUAUUGUCAACGCCGCCUGUCUGCCAAUGUCAAUCAUCAUCGUGGGGGUGGGUCCCGCAGAAUUUGAUGCAAUGGUUGAGUUGGAUGGCGAUGAAAUCAGAAUCUCAUCCAGAGGAAGAUAUGCUGAGAGGGACAUUGUCCAGUUUGUCCCAUUCAGGGACUACAUCGACCGGACGGGGAACCACAUUCUGAGCAUGGCGCGGCUCGCCAAAGACGUCUUGGCCGAGAUCCCUGACCAGUUCCUCUCCUACAUGAGGACCCGCGGGAUCAAGCCGUCGCCAGCGCCGCCUCCCUACACGCCGCCUCCCUACACACCGCCAGGGCAACCCAUCCAAACCCAGAUAUGAGGAGCCGGAGGGAGAAAGGAGUCAGGGGUUAAGCUGAACUUCACGCGCAAAAUACUUCCACAUCCCUGAAGCUGCUCUCCAUGCCUUGUCGUCGUGGAUCACGGUGGUCUUUCUCGUGUGUUCAGAAGGCUGCAUGUCGAGCCAGGAGAGUGUCGCUUUUGAGGACAGGAAAAGCCAAUGAGAGUCUGUUUACUUCCACUGUCAAGCAUUCCUGUUACUGUCUGGAAUUUAUUUAUUUUUCGCUUGGGGAAACCUGGAAAGGCCUCGGAGAGAGUACGGAAAGUCUGAAUUCCUAGCAGGGAGGAAAUGAAGGAAUGAAAGAGGAAAUGGACAGCUUUGGAAACAUUGAUAAGAGAAUGUGUUCAGACAAAACAAAGGAAUCACUUGAUUUUAAAUGAACUUUUUCUGUAAAUAACCGGACAUAUUUAACUUCUUCUUUCUCUUUCUCUCUCCAAUCACUCAUUGUUUACAGUAAACGCUAACAAAGAUUUUUACUGUUGAUACUUUUAUAUACACAUAGUUUCAUCAAUAUGAAGCGACCUCUCUCUCUCUCUCUCUCUCUCUCUCUCUCUCUCUCUCUCUUUUUAUCCCUC
Molecule: messenger RNA, 2457 nt
Organism: Perca flavescens (yellow perch)
Lineage: Eukaryota; Metazoa; Chordata; Actinopteri; Perciformes; Percidae
Product: copine-8
Exons: 20
Coding region: 155-1864 (569 amino acids)
Biological process (GO): cellular response to calcium ion
Cellular component (GO): plasma membrane
Molecular function (GO): calcium-dependent phospholipid binding
Source: RefSeq, a predicted model, not a curated record